Messenger RNA from Periconia digitata, 1115 nucleotides. The record is from the annotation of a GenBank genome assembly. NCBI's taxonomy places the organism in Eukaryota, Fungi, Ascomycota, Dothideomycetes, Pleosporales, Periconiaceae.
CCGCAGUAUUCGACGCCGACGACUAUGCUGGAGAACCGCAUCGAAGGCAACCUAAUCCACGGCUACGGCUAUUCUCACACCGACCUCGGUGCAAUCUACACCCUCUCAAAAUCCCCAUCAUCCUACAUAACUCACAACUACGCCCUUGACUCGUCCGUUGGCUUCGGCGUCUACACCGACGAAGGCUCAAACUCCUACAUCAUCCGCGAAAACGUGUUGCUCUCCGGCAACCAAUGGUAUGCGCAGAACGGGGUCAAUACUGCGAAUAACACGAUUCAAGGGAACUUCGGGAAGACCGGGAGGACUAUACAGGGGAAUACGCUCGUAAAUGAUUUGAAUGGGGUUAGUGCGGAUGGGAAGAAGUGGGCUGCUGAGGCGGGCGUGUUGAUUGGAGAGAGAGGGGGACGACCGGUUUCGAAUCCGAAGUAGUUGGGGAUGGGAUGAGGUGUGGGUAUGUAUUUAGUGGGUAUGAGGUGAUGUGAUGGGUAUUCAUGUAGUUCAAGGUAUCAUAUACAUGCUUAGUGUUUUGUCGAUGAAGUUCUACAGUUGUUGUUUGAUAUAUGUGUCGUAUAAAGUUACGGUAUAUCCAUUAUGUGAUUUUCUUAUCUGAAUUCAAGCGAUUAUGGCAUUACUUUGAUUGAAGUGAGAAGAAUUCAUACCAUGUUCACGAUACUUACUACAUGUACCUUUCAUUGACGGUCAUCGCUCCGACACCAACUAACCCCGAAGUCAUAAACCCGCAUUAACCCCGAACGUUUGAGAAAAUGGUCACUUCACAUCCACCCACCUACGAAAACGAACGCCAACAAGAACAACACAUCUCGCAGAAAUCCUCACAAAACGGUCCACCAAGCAUUCCGGCUGGCUGACCGGUCAUAAGACGCCUGCGGCGCCACAUCGCCGAAUCCCCGAGCGGUUUGACUAUGUCUCACCGGCCGAGCCCGCUGAUUCCGCUGAUUCCGCUGGCCAUGUGCGUGCGAUCGAUACACAUUUCAAAUAUGCAUGCAGUCAGCUGCGAGUAUUACCCCCAUCUGCAGCUUACGUUUCUUACAUCUGCGCAAGGAAUGCGGCGGCUGCGACGGGUAGGGCUGAAGGGGGCGCGUGAGUAUGUAAGC